AUGCAGCUCAACAUUGGAUUCUGCUUCCUGCUGCUGGCGGUUCUGCUGACUGCGCAGGCAAAACCUACAUUCGAUAAAAUGGCCGAAGUGCUGCUGGAUGUGCUGGAUGAUAGGCCGCAUUACGUCAGACCGAGGCCAUAUGGACCAGUUCCUUCGUCUGGCCCCCUCAUACAGGAGGGCUACGAUCAUGGCUACGACUAUUACUACGGCGGUGGCGGAGCUUAUGUCCACGGCAGUGGCGUUAACGUUGGCAAUCCCUAUGCGCAACCUCCUCCUGCGUAUGGCUACUAUGGCCAAGGACCUGUACAUGGACCAGUGAAGGGCUACUAUCCCGAGCCACACUAUCCACCGCAUGGCUAUGCUCCCGCUCCUGCAUAUAGACACGAACAUGGCCAUGGAUAUAACAGAGUUGAAGCUACGGGUGGCUACAAGCACCACGGUUAUUAG
Messenger RNA from Drosophila navojoa, 447 nucleotides. It is a transcript of the gene Srg1, whose product is annotated as Sting-regulated gene 1. The record is from RefSeq and is a predicted model, not a curated record. NCBI's taxonomy places the organism in Eukaryota, Metazoa, Arthropoda, Insecta, Diptera, Drosophilidae.